Messenger RNA from Ailuropoda melanoleuca (giant panda), 5964 nucleotides. It is a transcript of the gene NSMCE4A, whose product is annotated as NSE4A component of SMC5/6 complex. Bases 180 to 1058 code for a protein of 292 amino acids. Gene Ontology annotation, cellular component: Smc5-Smc6 complex; nucleus. Gene Ontology annotation, biological process: DNA repair. The record is from RefSeq and is a predicted model, not a curated record. The transcript is spliced from 11 exons. NCBI's taxonomy places the organism in Eukaryota, Metazoa, Chordata, Mammalia, Carnivora, Ursidae.
ACCCCGGACCUACCCACUUUGAAACUCGGGGUGGCCCGCCCAUCUGUCGGGUGGCGCUGUAGGGGCCUAUGUGGCUUGUAAAGUUUGGAAACCAACGUUAGGAGCGCUCCUCAGGGGCUGCAGAAGCGGCGGAGCCCCUUGGGUGAAGGGUAAAGGCAGCCGGGCCCCUUUCAAAGUUAAUGCUACUUAAAGAAAACCGGGAGGAUAUACUGAAUGCCAGCGACAAAUUAACAGAGGUCCUUGAAGAGGCCAACACUCUAUUUAAUGGAGUGUCCCGAGCAAGAGAAGCAGUCCUGGAUGCCCAGUUUCUUGUUUUGGCUUCAGAUUUGGGCAAAGAGAAAGCAAAGCAGCUGCGUUCUGACCUGAACUCGUUUGAUAUGUUAAGAUAUGUUGAAACUCUACUGACACAUAUGGGUGUAAAUCCGCUAGAAGCUGAAGAACUCAUCCGUGAUGAAGAUAGUUCUGAUUUUGAAUUCAUAGUCUAUGACUCCUGGAAAAUAUCAGGCAAAACAGCAGAAAACACCUUUAAUAAAACCCAUACAUUCCACUUUCUGUUGGGUUCAAUACAAGGAGAGUGUCCUGUGCCAAAGCCACGAAAUGAUCGUCCAAGGAAAGUUCCCACGACAGAAGAGAAGAAGACAAUGCCUGACCAGUUAAAUGAAAUGGAAGAAUCUCAUCAAGAAGCAACAGAAAAAGAAGUGGAAAGAAUUUUAGGAUUGUUGCAGACGUAUUUUCGAGAAGAUCCUGAUACUCCCAUGUCCUUCUUUGACUUUGUGGUUGAUCCACAUUCUUUCCCCCGAACAGUGGAAAACAUCUUUCAUGUUUCCUUCAUUAUAAGGGAUGGUUUUGCAAGAAUAAAGCUUGACCAAGACCGACUGCCAAUAAUAGAGCCUGUUAAUAUUAAUGAAGAAAGUGAGGGAAUUGACCAAAACACCCAAAUUAGGAAUCAAGGAAUUAUAGCUUUGAGUUACCGUGACUGGGAGGAGAUCGUGAAGACCUUUGAGAUCUCAGAGCCUGUGAUCGCGUCAGGCCAGAGCCAGCAGAGACUGAGCACUUGACGCCGGCAGAGUUGACUUCUCAAAAAUGGUGGCAUACUCAAGAGCUCUCGUCGGAGUGGCUUUUUUACAUUAUCUUCCUUUCUGGACUUUUCCAUUUGGAUGGUUACUUCUAUGAGUGCUUCCUGGUAAGGCUGGGCAAUCGGGUAGGCUGUGAUCUGUUCGAAUUCUUUCUCUUCCUCCUUGUGCGUUGCAGGCCUGUGGAGAGGAGGAGCAGGGGAAGACAUCUUCCAAGCACGCAGUCUCUCGCUUCUCUGCUCCGUGAGCUCUCUCCCCCGAAUCAUUUGGUCCUGAUGCCCCUUGAUCUGUUCCUUUGCCCAGGCUGCCCUGUGCUUUUUGGUCUUAGCUUUGUGGGUUUUCUGGAUAGUUUCAGUCUUUUCCUCCUUCCGUAGGGUUAAUAUUUUGGGGAAGACUGUUUCACUCGGAAUCCUUUGAGGGAGGAGCCGAUACUUGUGAUCUCUGAGGCCUCGGGCCCGUUCGGCUCGGUAUAUGUGCUUCUCUAUGUGGUCCAGCUCCCUCUCAGACACUAAACAGUCCCAUUUUUUAGCAUCUCCUGUUUUUUCACUUUGUGGUCUCUCUCUCUAUUUUAAUUUCCCACCUUGGAACCAUCGUGUAUCUCCACGCUUCUCCCAGCAUCAUUUCUUGAUGUCGUCGAUAGUAGUAUGCCUCUGCUUUGGCAAACCGGAAGUCAAAAGACACGGCUUUGAGCUGAUGGAGUGUUUCAUUCUCCUGCUGAGACUUUUGGAGCAAAACUUCCUCACUUUUGAAGAAUGGACAUCACCUAAACUCUUGUCAGAGGGAAGUAUUAGAAGAUUUUUAAGUUAGACGUCCUCUGUUCAGGCCAUGACAUAGAUCAGAAGUGGCUAGAAGCUCUGCCUGGCACUCUGACACCAUGUCCCUGAUGGGGGGCCUCUUAGCCACAUUCCCCGGCUUUCUCUUAAACCUCCCACACUCCCCUCCCCCAGGGUCCCCUUCCGGUUGAAGAGUUCGCCUUAGACUUCCUUGAGAAAACAGAAGCACUCAGGCAGGAACGCCCUCCUCUGCCCAGUGCCAGAACCACCACACUGCAUCGACCCUGGACUCGGCCUUUACAACAGGAACAUUGCCCCUUUGUCUAUCAAAAGCCAGUUCUCCCACCUGUCCUCAUGAAGCUUCAGGAACUUCAAUUUGCAAUUACCAAAUUCUCUUUCCUGCUCCAUCGAAAUUUCCCCUGUACCGGAUCACUCCCGUCAGCAUAAAAAUAUGUUCCAGUAUAUACAUAUAUCAUCUUUAAACAGAAAAGGAAAAUGUUUCCUUUGCCGCACAUCCCAUCUUGGCUCCCUUUCCCUGUGUGUCAUGAAGCAGACACCUAGAACCCCUCUCCUCUUCCCUACCUCCCAGUUCCCCCUCGGUCCUCCUCGGUUGGCUUUCCAUGACCCCACUGCCCCCAGACUGCUCUCAUCUAGGUCAUGAGGGAUCUCCAUAGCAACAAAUUCAGGGGUCUUGUCUCUGUUCCUGUCAUACUUGACCUCAGCAGCAUUUUACAGAGUUGAGUACUUUACUUUCCUCUGGCUUCCAGUCUGUGGCCAAGGGCAUGUGACCAAGGCUAUCUUGGACCCCCCUAGACUGUUUCAGCCAUUAGCCGAAUAUCCCCAGGUGACUGAACAGCCCUUAUUCUCUUCCUACCUCAUGGCCACACCCUGCCACCUACUUUGCUGGUUCUGUCUUUAAAAUGUAAUGCAAGAAAAUACAACAGAAAUUGUCACUUAAGAUGAGCAUAGUCUCAUUUAGACUUUCUUGGACAAGGACAGUCUCAGUCACUCAACAAGGUGACCUACCAUGUGUCAGGGACUGCUCUAGAGGGGGCAAGAAGGGGUGAGCAAGACCGUUGAGGCAUACGAGACUGCCCUGUACUCAACUCUCAACUUCACCGCUAGAUACAAUCUACUUAACAUCUCCACUUGACUCUUCUUCCAAAGUGUUUCCUUCUCUUUCCCCCUUCUCAGUCCUGUCCCCACUAACUUCAAAAUGUCCCCAGCCUAGGGUAGCAGCCUAGGUAGCUUCCCUGAAUCCACGCUUCUCUCUCUCUGCCACAGCCCCAUCGGACCAUGCACACAGCAACUGGAGUGAUCUUUGUGUCACACAAAUCUGAGCAUGUCCCUUCCCUGCACUGAAACCUAGGAUAGUGUCCUGCUGCUUUUAGGAGAAAAUCCCAAAUCCCAGUAUGGCUUUCAUAAUUUCGCUCCUGACUGCCUUUCAGCUCGACUGCUUGCCCACUCUGCUGCAGCCACCCUGACUUUUCUGUUCUUCAAAAACUGUAUUGUCUUUGCCAUCUGAGUAUUUUCACAUAUUCCUCCUUCAUAUACUCCCAAACGCACAAUAUAGCAACUCUGACUACAAUGCUAACGUAACUUAAUUUUUAGCUUAAAUGUUACUUCCUCAGACCUUCCACGUAUUCAAUAAAAUAAAAUCCCAUCCCAUCUUUCACGACCCUUAUCACAAUCUUUCACCCUCACUUGCCUCUGCCCUGUGGUGGCACAAGCGAUGUUUGUAUUGUUCAGUGCUGUCCAGCCGGAACCAAGUCUAACGGACGAAGCCCUCUGGCUUGAAAUACUCAGGCCCUUUCUGCCUUGGGAAGAAACUUUUUAUGAUGGUAUUACUGGCUCCAAAGUUCAUGGUAAAUAUAUUUCCUCACCUUAAUCUUCUUUUCUAGUGGGGACUGGGAACCCACUGGAAUCCGAGGGUCCUGAGUGUUUUUGGCCCAGGCCAAUCUGGAAGAUUAAAAAGAGAAAUCACACUAGGAUUUGGAGAAAGUUUUCAGAAAACAUGGCCCUGGUGCAAAAUGAGGUAGGGAGUUGAUUUGGGACUCACUUUUCACACACUUGUCACACUCUUUUCAAUAGCAAGAGGUAUUUCUCUGGGCCGAUAGUAAUAGGCAGGACUACGGCUAACUUGUAGCAUUCCUUGAAGCAAGGAAGGAAUGCUCUCUGAUAAAAGUAUGAACAAAGAGCCCUAUUGAGUUUGAGGUUGAGACUAACAGAAAUACCCUUACUUUAACACUGGACUGGGGGAGGCUGAGUUGCUAUUUCAAAUUCCAGAAACCACUGCUUGUAUAAUUUUUGGUAGAACAAAGAACCUUACCAUUGAUAAGAAAAUAAGCUCUCAAAGCUGGUUAGUCCCUUUUAAGUUCAGUUAUGCAUAAAAUUAUAUAGUACAACGUAUAAGCUACUGUUAAUUUCCAACAGCAGCUAACUGUAACAUAUUUCAUGAUUCUUGUCAAAGGUUUAUAUUUUAGAUAGAUGGCAAGAAAGUUUUUGGUUUUUUUUUUUUUAAAUCUAAUGCAGAAAACUACAGCCGAGAAAUCUGCAGUCACAUUUAGGUAUCCUGGAGAACUCUUAUUUCUUAACCUGCUUAGUUAGCAAAUAGGUUCGGUGUUUAGUAACCUGGGUUGUAAAUAUUCUGUUUCCCUGAGUUCUCUUUGCAGCAAAAGAGGAUUUUAUAAUAUAGACUGAUAAAAAACAAAACUAUAAUUACCGUGUAAGUAGAACUAAUUUCUGAAACAGACUCCUACUUCUGCUUUCAUGUUUUUCUUUCCUAAGAGGUUCUUACAUGAUCUCCAUAACAGCAUCUACUGAGCUUACUAUAUGCUGGGUGAUGUGCUGAGGCCUUAAGUGGGCCCUUUCACUUCGUCUCCCAAACAGUCCAUGAAGGAGGCACUCAUCAGGCCUCGCUGCAAAGACAACCGAGGCCAGAGAGCUUCCGUGACUCGUCAGUUUCAGAGGCAGGAUGUGCGCCUGCGCGACUCCAGAGCCCAUCAUUUUCGUUCCUGUGCUACACUUGUUCGCAGGUAAAUGAACGUUCUCCUGCGUUUAACUCAAAAUGGAAGGAAAUGACACCUACUGUUCUUCCGCACUCAGAUCCAACCAUUCUGAGUCUGUCACCAGAGGACGGCGUGAGGAUGGGGUCCGCGCUGCCAGUCGGUCCUUCCGUGGGCUCCCCCAGCACCCUCCCCGCCCGGCAUCCGUGGCCGCCCCUCCAGUAGCUAUCCGCUGCGGAUCUUCCGUGUCCUUCUUCUUUGCCAGUGCCCUAUCCAUCGCCAGCUUUGCGAACAAUAUGCUUGCUUCUUCCCCCCCCCCCCCGCCAGCGUCCGCUUUCGCAGCGCUGGGCCCCAUUCUCUCAUUCUCCGUGGUGCAAAGGUCCUGUUCUCCAGCCAGCGCCUUCCCGGCCCUCUUUCCGCUCGCCACUGCUCAUCCUUCAGGAGGGCUUCGGUUGAUUUCUACGGCAACCAGAGGCAGUCACAAGCUUCUGUAUGUGUCAUCACCAUCCUAGACUGAGACUACUGUGAGGUGGUAGGUGAAGACAUCGUCUGGCUGGUAGGGAAUGCACUCCAGUGUGAGCUGGGCUGAAUGGCGGCAGAGAGAAAGUGUGAGGGGCUGGGUUUCACGGAUACCGACAGCCCUUCUCGGUGCAGCUGGAGAAAGCAUCUUCCAAGGCAACGGGAGCGUCUUUGUCAUUUUUGUUUGUUUGGAUAUUUUUUUUGGGGGGGGAAUAUAUAUUAUGUAUCUUCCAUAGACAUGUAAUCAGUAGACAGCCGGGGAUGGGGGAUCCUGCACGCACAGUCCCAGUAGCUGGCGGAGGGUGGACGGCUGUGCAGGUGGCCUGGUCACGUGGUCUCACCAUCACUCAGCUGGUGCGUCACUCCGCCAAAUGCUGCUGCAAAAUGGAGGUUUUGAGCUCCUCUUUAAUCUACUUUUAGCCACAUAUUUAAUAAUGUUCAUAACUGGUCAUUACUUAAGGAUAAAAAAGCAGACAAUACACCAAUGUCAAAAUACAAAUUAAUGAAAUGAUUCUGCAUAUUCAAGACACUUGUCACCAUAUAUUUAAGCUGCGGAUGUCCAAAUAAAGUCCUCAUUGUUUCUACUUCUCGAAA